AUGGUUCACGGUGUCGUUCAGCUCCUUCCCCUCGAUGGUUCACGGUGUCGUUCAGCUCCUUCCCCUCGAUGGUUCACGGUGUCGUUCAGCUCCUUCCCCUCGAUGGUUCACGGUGUCGUUCAGCUCCUUCCCCUCGAUGGUUCACGGUGUCGUUCAGCUCCGUCCCCUCGAUGGUUCACGGUGUCAUUCAGCUCCUUCCCCUCGAUGGUUCACGGUGUCGUUCAGCUCCUUCCCCUCGAUGGUUCACGGUGUCAUUCAGCUCCUUCCCCUCGAUGGUUCACGGUGUCGUUCAGCUCCUUCCCCUCGAUGGUUCACGGUAUCAUUCAGCUCCUUCCCCUCGAUGGUUCACGGUGUCAUUCAGCUCCUCCCCUCGAUGGUUCACGGUGUCGUUCAGCUCCUUCCCCUCGAUGGUUCACGGUGUCGUUCAGCUCCUUCCCCUCGAUGGUUCACGGUGUCAUUCAGCUCCUCCCCUCGAUGGUUCACGGUGUCGUUCAGCUCCUUCCCCUCGAUGGUUCACGGUGUCGUUCAGCUCCUUCCCCUCAAUGGUUCACGGUGUCGUUCAGCUCCUUCCCCUCGAUGGUUCACGGUGUCGUUCAGCUCCUUCCCCUCGAUGGUUCACGGUGUCAUUCAGCUCCUUCCCCUCGAUGGUUCACGGUGUCGUUCAGAUCCUUCCCCUCGAUGGUUCACAGUGUCGUACAGCUCCUUCCCCUCGAUGGUUCACGGUGUCGUACAGAUCCUUCCCCUCGAUGGUUCACAGUGUCGUUCAGCUCCUUCCCCUCGAUGGUUCACGGUGUCGUUCAGCUCCUUCCCCUCGAUGGUUCACGGUGUCUUUCAGCUCCUUCCCCUCGAUGGUUCACGGUGUCGUUCAGCUCCUUCCCCUCAAUGGUUCACGGUGGCAUUCAGCUCCUUCCCCUCGAUGGUUCACGGUGUCGUUCAGCUCCUUCCCUCGAUGGUUCACGGUAUCAUUCAGCUCCUUCCCCUCGAUGGUUCACGGUGUCAUUCAGCUCCUCCCCUCGAUGGUUCACGGUGUCGUUCAGCUCCUUCCCCUCGAUGGUUCACGGUGUCGUUCAGCUCCUUCCCCUCGAUGGUUCACGGUGUCGCUCAGCUCCUUCCCCUCGAUGGUUCACGGUGUCGUACAGCUCCUUCCCCUCGAUGGUUCACGGUGUCGUUCAGCUCCUUCCCCUCGAUGGUUCACGGUGUCGUACAGCUCCUCCCCCUCCCCUCAAUGGUUCACGGUGUCGUUCAGCUCCUUCCCCUCGAUGGUUCACGGUGUCGUUCAGCUCCUCCCCUCGAUGGUUCACGGUGUCAUUCAGCUCCUUCCCCUCGAUGGUUCACGGUGUCGUUCAGCUCCUUCCCCUCGAUGGUUCACGGUGUCAUUCAGCUCCUUCCCCUCGAUGGUUCACGGUGUCGUUCAGCUCCUUCCCCUCGAUGGUUCACGGUAUCAUUCAGCUCCUUCCCCUCGAUGGUUCACGGUGUCAUUCAGCUCCUCCCCUCGAUGGUUCACGGUGUCGUUCAGCUCCUUCCCCUCGAUGGUUCACGGUAUCAUUCAGCUCCUUCCCCUCGAUGGUUCACGGUGUCAUUCAGCUCCUCCCCUCGAUGGUUCACGGUGUCGUUCAGCUCCUUCCCCUCGAUGGUUCACGGUGUCGUUCAGCUCCUUCCCCUCGAUGGUUCACGGUGUCAUUCAGCUCCUCCCCUCGAUGGUUCACGGUGUCGUUCAGCUCCUUCCCCUCGAUGGUUCACGGUGUCGUUCAGCUCCUUCCCCUCAAUGGUUCACGGUGUCGUUCAGCUCCUUCCCCUCGAUGGUUCACGGUGUCGUUCAGCUCCUUCCCCUCGAUGGUUCACGGUGUCAUUCAGCUCCUUCCCCUCGAUGGUUCACGGUGUCGUUCAGCUCCUUCCCCUCGAUGGUUCACAGUGUCGUACAGCUCCUUCCCCUCGAUGGUUCACGGUGUCGUACAGAUCCUUCCCCUCGAUGGUUCACAGUGUCGUUCAGCUCCUUCCCCUCGAUGGUUCACGGUGUCGUUCAGCUCCUUCCCCUUGAUGGUUCACGGUGUCUUUCAGCUCCUUCCCCUCGAUGGUUCACGGUGUCGUUCAGCUCCUUCCCCUCGAUGGUUCACGGUGUCAUUCAGCUCCUUCCCCUCGAUGGUUCACGGUGUCGUUCAGCUCCUUCCCCUCGAUGGUUCACGGUGUCGUUCAGCUCCUUCCCCUCGAUGGUUCACGGUGUCGUACAGCUCCUCCCCCUCCCCUCGAUGGUUCACGGUGUCGUUCAGCUCCUUCCCCUCGAUGGUUCACGGUGUCGUUCAGCUCCUCCCCUCGAUGGUUCACGGUGUCGUUCAGCUCCUGCCCCUCGAUGGUUCACAGUGUCGUACAGGUCUUUCCCCUCGAUGGUUCACGGUGUCGUUCAGCUCCUUCACCUCGAUGGUUCACGGUGUCAUACAGCUCCUUCCCCUCCCCUCGAUGGUUCACAGUGUCGUACAGCUCCUCCCCCUCGAUGGUUCACGGUGUCGUACAGCUCCUCCCCUCGAUGGUUCACGGUGUCGUUCAGCUCCUUCCCCUCGAUGGUUCACGGUGUCAUUCAGCUCCUCCCCUCGAUGGUUCACGGUGUCCUUCAGCUCCUUCCCCUCGAUGGUUCACGGUGUCGUUCAGCUCCUUCCCCUCAAUGGUUCACGGUGUCGUUCAGCUCCUUCCCCUCGAUGGUUCACGGUGUCGUUCAGCUCCUUCCCCUCGAUGGUUCACGGUGUCAUUCAGCUCCUUCCCCUCGAUGGUUCACGGUGUCGUUCAGCUCCUUCCCCUCGAUGGUUCACAGUGUCGUACAGCUCCUUCCCCUCGAUGGUUCACGGUGUCGUACAGAUCCUUCCCCUCGAUGGUUCACAGUGUCGUUCAGCUCCUUCCCCUCGAUGGUUCACGGUGUCGUUCAGCUCCUUCCCCUCGAUGGUUCACGGUGUCUUUCAGCUCCUUCCCCUCGAUGGUUCACGGUGUCGUUCAGCUCCUUCCCCUCGAUGGUUCACGGUGUCAUUCAGCUCCUUCCCCUCGAUGGUUCACGGUGUCGUUCAGCUCCUUCCCCUCGAUGGUUCACGGUGUCGUUCAGCUCCUUCCCCUCGAUGGUUCACGGUGUCGUUCAGCUCCUUCCCCUCGAUGGUUCACGGUGUCGUUCAGCUCCUUCCCCUCGAUGGUUCACGGUGUCGUUCAGCUCCUUCCCCUCGAUGGUUCACGGUGUCGUUCAGCUCCUUCCCCUCGAUGGUUCACGGUGUCAUUCAGCUCCUUCCCCUCGAUGGUUCACGGUGUCGUUCAGCUCCUUCCCCUCGAUGGUUCACGGUGUCAUUCAGCUCCUUCCCCUCGAUGGUUCACGGUGUCGUUCAGCUCCUUCCCCUCGAUGGUUCACGGUAUCAUUCAGCUCCUUCCCCUCGAUGGUUCACGGUGUCAUUCAGCUCCUCCCCUCGAUGGUUCACGGUGUCGUUCAGCUCCUUCCCCUCGAUGGUUCACGGUGUCGUUCAGCUCCUUCCCCUCGAUGGUUCACGGUGUCAUUCAGCUCCUCCCCUCGAUGGUUCACGGUGUCGUUCAGCUCCUUCCCCUCGAUGGUUCACGGUGUCGUUCAGCUCCUUCCCCUCAAUGGUUCACGGUGUCGUUCAGCUCCUUCCCCUCGAUGGUUCACGGUGUCGUUCAGCUCCUUCCCCUCGAUGGUUCACGGUGUCAUUCAGCUCCUUCCCCUCGAUGGUUCACGGUGUCGUUCAGAUCCUUCCCCUCGAUGGUUCACAGUGUCGUACAGCUCCUUCCCCUCGAUGGUUCACGGUGUCGUACAGAUCCUUCCCCUCGAUGGUUCACAGUGUCGUUCAGCUCCUUCCCCUCGAUGGUUCACGGUGUCGUUCAGCUCCUUCCCCUCGAUGGUUCACGGUGUCUUUCAGCUCCUUCCCCUCGAUGGUUCACGGUGUCGUUCAGCUCCUUCCCCUCAAUGGUUCACGGUGGCAUUCAGCUCCUUCCCCUCGAUGGUUCACGGUGUCGUUCAGCUCCUUCCCUCGAUGGUUCACGGUAUCAUUCAGCUCCUUCCCCUCGAUGGUUCACGGUGUCAUUCAGCUCCUCCCCUCGAUGGUUCACGGUGUCGUUCAGCUCCUUCCCCUCGAUGGUUCACGGUGUCGUUCAGCUCCUUCCCCUCGAUGGUUCACGGUGUCGCUCAGCUCCUUCCCCUCGAUGGUUCACGGUGUCGUACAGCUCCUUCCCCUCGAUGGUUCACGGUGUCGUUCAGCUCCUUCCCCUCGAUGGUUCACGGUGUCGUACAGCUCCUCCCCCUCCCCUCAAUGGUUCACGGUGUCGUUCAGCUCCUUCCCCUCGAUGGUUCACGGUGUCGUUCAGCUCCUCCCCUCGAUGGUUCACGGUGUCAUUCAGCUCCUUCCCCUCGAUGGUUCACGGUGUCGUUCAGCUCCUUCCCCUCGAUGGUUCACGGUGUCAUUCAGCUCCUUCCCCUCGAUGGUUCACGGUGUCGUUCAGCUCCUUCCCCUCGAUGGUUCACGGUAUCAUUCAGCUCCUUCCCCUCGAUGGUUCACGGUGUCAUUCAGCUCCUCCCCUCGAUGGUUCACGGUGUCGUUCAGCUCCUUCCCCUCGAUGGUUCACGCUCCUUCCCCUCGAUGGUUCACGGUGUCAUUCAGCUCCUCCCCUCGAUGGUUCACGGUGUCGUUCAGCUCCUUCCCCUCGAUGGUUCACGGUGUCGUUCAGCUCCUUCCCCUCAAUGGUUCACGGUGUCGUUCAGCUCCUUCCCCUCGAUGGUUCACGGUGUCGUUCAGCUCCUUCCCCUCGAUGGUUCACGGUGUCAUUCAGCUCCUUCCCCUCGAUGGUUCACGGUGUCGUUCAGCUCCUUCCCCUCGAUGGUUCACAGUGUCGUACAGCUCCUUCCCCUCGAUGGUUCACGGUGUCGUACAGAUCCUUCCCCUCGAUGGUUCACAGUGUCGUUCAGCUCCUUCCCCUCGAUGGUUCACGGUGUCGUUCAGCUCCUUCCCCUUGAUGGUUCACGGUGUCUUUCAGCUCCUUCCCCUCGAUGGUUCACGGUGUCGUUCAGCUCCUUCCCCUCGAUGGUUCACGGUGUCAUUCAGCUCCUUCCCCUCGAUGGUUCACGGUGUCGUUCAGCUCCUUCCCCUCGAUGGUUCACGGUGUCGUUCAGCUCCUUCCCCUCGAUGGUUCACGGUGUCGUACAGCUCCUCCCCCUCCCCUCGAUGGUUCACGGUGUCGUUCAGCUCCUUCCCCUCGAUGGUUCACGGUGUCGUUCAGCUCCUCCCCUCGAUGGUUCACGGUGUCGUUCAGCUCCUGCCCCUCGAUGGUUCACAGUGUCGUACAGGUCUUUCCCCUCGAUGGUUCACGGUGUCGUUCAGCUCCUUCACCUCGAUGGUUCACGGUGUCAUACAGCUCCUUCCCCUCCCCUCGAUGGUUCACAGUGUCGUACAGCUCCUCCCCCUCGAUGGUUCACGGUGUCGUACAGCUCCUCCCCUCGAUGGUUCACGGUGUCGUUCAGCUCCUUCCCCUCGAUGGUUCACGGUGUCAUUCAGCUCCUCCCCUCGAUGGUUCACGGUGUCCUUCAGCUCCUUCCCCUCGAUGGUUCACGGUGUCGUUCAGCUCCUUCCCCUCAAUGGUUCACGGUGUCGUUCAGCUCCUUCCCCUCGAUGGUUCACGGUGUCGUUCAGCUCCUUCCCCUCGAUGGUUCACGGUGUCAUUCAGCUCCUUCCCCUCGAUGGUUCACGGUGUCGUUCAGCUCCUUCCCCUCGAUGGUUCACAGUGUCGUACAGCUCCUUCCCCUCGAUGGUUCACGGUGUCGUACAGAUCCUUCCCCUCGAUGGUUCACAGUGUCGUUCAGCUCCUUCCCCUCGAUGGUUCACGGUGUCGUUCAGCUCCUUCCCCUCGAUGGUUCACGGUGUCUUUCAGCUCCUUCCCCUCGAUGGUUCACGGUGUCGUUCAGCUCCUUCCCCUCGAUGGUUCACGGUGUCAUUCAGCUCCUUCCCCUCGAUGGUUCACGGUGUCGUUCAGCUCCUUCCCCUCGAUGGUUCACGGUGUCGUUCAGCUCCUUCCCCUCGAUGGUUCACGGUGUCGUACAGCUCCUCCCCCUCCCCUCGAUGGUUCACGGUGUCGUUCAGCUCCUUCCCCUCGAUGGUUCACGGUGUCGUUCAGCUCCUCCCCUCGAUGGUUCACGGUGUCGUUCAGCUCCUGCCCCUCGAUGGUUCACAGUGUCGUACAGGUCUUUCCCCUCGAUGGUUCACGGUGUCGUUCAGCUCCUUCACCUCGAUGGUUCACGGUGUCGUACAGCUCCUUCCCCUCCCCUCGAUGGUUCACAGUGUCGUACAGCUCCUCCCCCUCGAUGGUUCACGGUGUCGUACAGCUCCUCCCCUCGAUGGUUCACGUUGUCGUACAGCUCCUUCCCCUCGAUGGUUCACGGUGUCGUACAGCUCCUUCCCCUCGAUGGUUCACGGUGUCGUACAGCUCCUUCCCCUCGAUGGUUCACAGUGUCGUUCAGCUCCUUCCCCUCCCCUCGAUGGUUCACGGUGUCGUAUAGCUCCUUCCCCUCGAUGGUUCACGGUGUCGUUCAGCUCCUUCCCCUCCCCUCGAUGGUUCACGGUGUCGUACAGCUCCUUCCCCUCCCCUCGAUGGUUCACGGUGUCGUACAGCUCCUUCACCUCGAUGGUUCACGGUGUCGUUCAUCUCCUUCCCCUCGAUGGUUCACGGUGUCGUACAGCUCCUUCCCCUUCCCCUCGAUGGUUCACGGUGUCGUACAGCUCCUUCCCCUCCCCUUGA
Molecule: messenger RNA, 6765 nt
Organism: Knipowitschia caucasica
Lineage: Eukaryota; Metazoa; Chordata; Actinopteri; Gobiiformes; Gobiidae
Source: the annotation of a GenBank genome assembly